Molecule: messenger RNA, 3500 nt
Organism: Tachysurus fulvidraco (yellow catfish)
Lineage: Eukaryota; Metazoa; Chordata; Actinopteri; Siluriformes; Bagridae
Gene: fem1a
Product: fem-1 homolog a
Exons: 1
Coding region: 172-2025 (617 amino acids)
Molecular function (GO): protein binding
Source: RefSeq, a predicted model, not a curated record
AACAAACGCGUCAAACAACACCGACGCCAUUUUGAACGUAGCCUUAAAAUGGCAGUAAAUGCAGAGGAGACGCGGAGGUUCACUUUGGUUUCUGUGCGUAAAUGUGAAGGAAAACUUUCGUUUGUUGUUUCCAACGCAGACUGAGCGUUAAGAGAGACUGAUGUGGGGAAAAUGGAUAUAACGACUGCGGUGUUUAACGCGGCGAGAGACGGCAAACUGAAACUUAUCCAGAAGUUGCUGAGCAACAAAAGUGCUGAGGAGUUAGAGGCGCUCGCCGAGGAGAAGACGCAGGGAGGGACGCCGCUCCUCGUCGCCUCUCGGUACGGACAUUUGGAAGUGGUUAAUUAUUUACUUGAAUAUUGCAAAGCUAACGUAGAGCUUGGGGGUUCGGUUAAUUUUGAUGGCGAGACGAUUGAAGGAGCUCCGCCGCUCUGGGCAGCUUCAGCCGCGGGGCAUUUAGCGGUUGUGAAAACUCUGUUAAAACACGGUGCUUCUGUUAAUAACACGACCCUCACCAACUCCACUCCCCUGCGCGCUGCCUGCUUUGAUGGACACCUCGAAAUCGUGCGUUACCUCGUUGAACAUCACGCCGACAUGGAGGUCGCGAACCGACACGGACACACAUGCCUCAUGAUCUCCUGCUAUAAAGGGCACCGAGAAAUCGCCAAGUUUCUGCUGGAGCGCGGCGCUGACGUUAACCGCAGGAGCGUGAAAGGGAACACUGCACUGCAUGACUGUGCUGAGUCUGGAAGUCUGGACAUCAUGAAAAUGCUUCUGAAGUGCAAAGCUAGGAUGGAGAGAGACGGCUAUGGUAUGACACCAUUGCUGGCUGCCAGCGUUACCGGCCACACGAACAUUGUAGAGUAUCUCAUCCACCAGCCGAGAGCUACGAGAGAGGAGAGCGUCGAUGCCUUGGAGCUCCUGGGUGCAACUUAUGUAGACAAAAAGCGCGAUCUGAUGGGUGCCAUGCGCUACUGGAGAAGAGCAAUGGAGCUCCGACAAGCAGAAGAUAGAGCAAACUUUCUGGCUAAGCCACCACCUGGCCCACCCAUUCCAGCAUAUGACUGCGCUCGAGAGGUGAACACGGCGGAGGAGCUGGAGGCCCUGAUCACUGACCCCGACGAAAUGCGCAUGCAGGCUCUCCUGAUUCGAGAGCGCAUCCUGGGCCCUUCACACCCAGACACAUCUUACUACAUCCGCUACCGGGGUGCUGUCUACGCCGACUCAGGAGAUUUUGAGCGUUGUGUGAGUCUGUGGAAAUAUGCACUAGACAUGCAGCAGAGCAACCUGGACCCACUGAGCCCCAUGACAGCCAGCAGCUUUUUGUCAUUUGCAGAGCUUUUCAGUUUUGUCCUCCAAGACCGUGCAAAAGGUGCACCAGCUGCCCGCGUCGCCUUCAAUGACCUGAUGGGCGUCCUGGCUAAGGGUGUCUGUGAGGUGGAGCGUGCCGUGGCACAGCGGGAUAAUCAGCCUGAUGCGGCGCAAUUUACUAAAGCCCUGUCCAUCAUACUCCAUCUCAUAUUCUUGUUGGAGAAACUGGAGUGUAGCCCAUUGCAAGAGCAUCAGAAGAAACAGAGUGUGUACCGGCUACUCAAGCUGAACCCAAGGGGUCGGAAUGGGUUAACACCCCUGCACAUGGCUGUGGAUAAGGACACCACUGCGGUGGGCCGUUACCCCGUGGGGCGUUUUCCUUCUCUGCCUGUGGCUGCGCUGCUGCUGGAGUGUGGCGCAGAUGUAGACUCGCGUGACUCAGACAACAACACGCCUCUUCAUGUGGCGGCACGUAACGGCUGCCCCAAGCUUAUGACGCUGCUGGUACACUCUGGAGCACACUUUGAUGCAACUAAUGCACAAUGCAAGAUGCCUUACGAGCUGCUGGAGGAGGCGGGAGGAGCAAGGCAUUUGUUGAACCCUCUUUGCCAUGUCACACUACAAUGCUUGGCUGCCCGUGCUGUCGGGAGACACAGAGUGCCCUACAAGGGACUCGCUUCUGAGGAAAUGGAGGCCUUCAUCGAGCUCCACUGAUCUUACCUCAAAUCCUAAUUCCAGACUCCAGGUUCAGACCAUGUCCCCUGUUUCUGAACAUUUUCAUGAACCUUUCUUGCCUCUAUAUCAGGUCUCACUUUUUUCCGAAGGCCAUCUUGAUGAAAUGGAGGCCUUCAUGUUGCACUUACAUUACCUCACCAUCCGCCUGUCUUCCUGAUCGUAGUCUCUCUCCUUAUCAAGCAGACUAAAUCUUAAGCCUCGUAACCACUUGCUCAGGCUUCAUCUGAAUCACAGCAAUAAUUGCAGUCUAAUAAUCACAAACAGGGAAAGAUGUGUUUUUACAUUUGUGUGCUUGUUUAUACAUGCCUCCUCUUUUCCUCCACUUUGUAAGGGCUUGUUGAAGGAAGUAAUACAAGAACAGAGACUUUUUGAUGCUCUGGAGUACUGUUUGAAGGGAAAAAACUUUGAUUCAAGCUUUAUUUGUAAUCUGAUGUUUUUUCUUCUUUUUUUUCUGCCUCCCUUUUUUAAGUUCUUUAAUUUAUGCCUGUUUGUGUAUAAAGUUGAAAUGGUGACAGGGUUGAUAUUAAGGCAAGGUUGAAAAUCUGCAUUAUAAUUAGCAAUGAUGCACCUCACUGACUGGUGUGUAAGAGAAUGAAGUGUGAUUAGUCAGUUUUUGCAUGCUCUUGUAAUGCACAUCAGUACUGAUAAUCAGACAUUUUGAUCUGAUUACUUUCUUUCGCCAAAUCUCACAAAAUAUGAUGUGGUUUUAUUAACAUCCCCCUGUUACAAUAUCAAAGCUGUAGGCCUAUAGGCUGAUGCCUCUUGUGCCAAAUAAUGGCCAAAUUCUUUCAAUUGAAUGGAUUUUGCUUCUAAAGCACUAAGUACUAAUUUGUUUUGUGUUCGUCAAUUGUCAGAACAAACAGUACUAAUGUGGCUAGCAAUGAACGAAAGCCACUGUUGCUGUGCUGAUGAGGUCAUGCUAGCUCUGGCCAUUAAAAUCCGUUUAUUCUUAGCCACAUCGGUGUGGUAUGGUUGAAUUAUCCCUUGUGUAAGCGUAGCUAAGCGGGAAUGCAGGACAUCUGCAGUAUGUUUUGCACUACAUUACCCACACAAGAGCAGGAGAGAUAUUGCCCUCUGUGCUGUCUCUCCCUACUUUGUACAAUUCUUCUAAUGUUUAGGACAUGGCACUUUACCCAGUCUGGGGUCACCACUGAUAUCUAUGCAGCAAAGGUGGAUUUACAUCUCAUCUGGCAUCCCAGGUCUUUUCAAUGUAGAAGAGCCAGCUCAACAUUGACAACUUUUAUUGCAGUCUUAUUUCUGAUUGUCCUGUCUGUGUAUGUCGGCAUGCUGGUUUCACUGUAAAUCCUACUCGAAUUAAAAAGCACUUUGAAACAUGCUAACACUACUUAGCCUUUUAAGCAAAGGUCCUGACUCAGUGACUUUCGAUAGGUGUGAUUAAUUUAAGAAAGUUCAAUGGUUUUGGAGAUGCCUGAAUAAAUAAUUCAUGUAUCACA